AUGGCUCCUGCAAGCAGCACGAGCUCGGACUCGGGGGAGGGCCUGGAGCUCGAGAAGGCCAAGUUCAAGUCACUCUCCGAGAUGACGGAAACGUGGGACGAUACCAUUCGAUUCUAUCUGAAUGGCACAAAGGUUGCCGUGGACACUGUCAAUCCAGAGCUUACCCUGCUGGAAUAUCUCCGGGGUAUCGGUCUCACCGGGACAAAGCUCGGAUGUGCCGAAGGAGGUUGCGGCGCUUGCACAGUCGUUGUCUCGCAUCUCAAUCAAACGACAAAAAAGAUCUACCAUGCGUCAGUCAACGCAUGUAUUGCACCCCUCGUCUCGGUAGAUGGCAAGCAUGUCAUCACUGUCGAGGGUAUCGGUGAUGUGAAGAAGCCGCAUGCCAUUCAGCAACGAAUUGCUGUCGGAAAUGGCAGUCAGUGUGGAUUUUGCACCCCGGGAAUUGUUAUGAGUCUAUAUGCUCUGCUGCGCAAUGAUCCGUCCCCAUCAGAGCAUGCAGUCGAGGAGGCAUUCGACGGUAAUCUGUGCCGUUGCACGGGAUAUCGACCCAUUCUGGACGCAGCCCAGAGCUUCAACUCACGCAAUAAUUGCGGCAUGGCGAAAGCCAACGGCGGCUCUGGCUGUUGCAUGGAAAAGAGGGACGGUGGUUGCUGCAAGAGCAAUUCUGCUGCAUCAGAAGAGACCGAAGUCGUGGAGCCCAUUUUUCCAGCUCCUGAAUUCAAAAAGUAUAGCCCAGACACCGAGUUGAUAUUCCCGGCUGCUCUACGCAAGCACUCUUUCCAGCCUCUCGCAUUUGGCAACAAGAGGAAGAAGUGGUACCGUCCGGUAACGGUUGACCAACUGCUGCAGAUCAAGAGCAUUCAUCCCGAAGCCAAGUUGAUAGGCGGAAGCACGGAGACUCAAAUUGAGAUAAAAUUCAAAGCCAUGCGAUACAGCGCCUCGGUCUAUGUUGGUGAUAUUCCCGAAUUGCGCCAGUUCACAUUCCACGAUGACUGUCUCGAGAUCGGCGCAAACGUAUCACUGACCGACUUGGAACAAAUCUGCGAUCAAGCUGUGGAACGUUACGGACCGAACCGUGCUCAACCGUUCAAAGCAAUCAAGAAACAGCUGGCAUACUUCGCGGGACGUCAGAUCAGAAAUGUUGCAUCCCCGGCUGGAAACCUGGCAACCGCGUCCCCCAUCUCAGACUUGAACCCCGUCCUUGUCGCGACUAAUACCAUCUUGGUAGCAAGGUCUCUCAAGGGAGAAAAGGAGAUUCCGAUGACCGAGUUUUUCCAAGGCUAUCGCAAGACGGCUUUGGCUCCUGAUGCGAUCAUUGCCAGUCUUCGCAUUCCCGUUUUUCAGGAGAGAGGGCAGUUUAUUCGCGCUUAUAAGCAGGCCAAGCGAAAGGAUGACGAUAUUGCCAUUGUCAACUCUGCGCUCCACGUGUCAUUGUCUGAAAAGAAUGAAGUCACCAGCUGUAAUCUCGUCUUUGGUGGCAUGGCUGCCAUGACUGUCUCGGCCAAGAAGGCACAAAAUGCGCUGGUAGGGAAGAAGUUAGCGAAUCCCGAGACAUUAGAGGCGGUGAUGGCUGCCCUGGAGGAGGACUUCAAUCUUCCCUAUGGCGUUCCCGGUGGCAUGGCCACCUAUCGAAAGUCUCUCGCCAUGGGAUUCUUCUACCGCUUUUACCAUGACAUUCUGUCCCUGAUCGAGGUGAAGGCUUCUGAUGUCGACGCGGACGUCAUUGCCGAGAUCGAGAGAGCGAUUUCCACUGGCGCAAAGGACCAAGAAGCAUCCGUCGCUUACCAGCAAAAGAUUCUCGGAAAGGCAACGCCCCAUGUCGCCGCACUCAAGCAAUCUACCGGCUCAGCGCAAUAUACCGAUGACAUCCCUGUUCAACAGAAUGAGCUCUUUGCCUGUCUUGUUCUUUCGACCAAGGCACAUGCGAAGAUUCUGAGUAUCGACACAUCAGCCGCUUUGGAAAUCGCAGGUGUUGUUGAUUAUAUCGACCACAGGGACCUACCAAACGAAAAGGCCAAUUGGUGGGGAGCACCUGUCUCAGAUGAGACAUUCUUUGCCGUCGACAAAGUCACCACUGCUGGCCAACCUAUCGGUGUGAUUGUGGCCCAGACUGCAAAACUUGCCGAGGAGGGUAUGAGAGCAGUCAAGAUUGAGUACGAAGAACUUCCAGUCAUUUUGACCAUGGAGGAGGCGAUUGAAGCAAAUUCCUUCUUCGGUCAUUACAGGUACAUCAAGACUGGUGAUGUCGACGAGGGUUUCCAACAAGCCGAUCACGUAUUUACAGGAGUGUCACGCAUGGGCGGACAAGAGCACUUCUACCUGGAGACCCAAGCUUGCGUGGCUAUCCCGAAGCCCGAAGACGGUGAAAUGGAAGUGUGGAGUGGCACGCAGAACCCUACCGAGACACAAACGUACGUUGCUCAGGUCUGCGGCGUUGCUGCCAACAAGGUAGUGUCCCGUGUGAAGCGACUUGGUGGUGGUUUUGGUGGCAAAGAGACACGAUCGAUCCAGCUGGCUGGAAUCUGCGCGGCCGCCGCAAAGAAACUCAAUCGACCCGUGAGAUGCAUGCUUAACCGUGAUGAGGACAUUUUAACCUCCGGUCAGCGUCAUCCCUUCCUCUGUCGCUGGAAAGUCGGCGUCACAAAAGAAGGAAAGAUCCUUGCUCUUGAUGCCGACGUCUUUGCCAAUGGCGGCCACACUCAGGAUCUGUCUGGCGCGGUUGUCGAACGAAGCUUGUCACACAUCGAUGGAGUCUAUAAAAUCCCCAAUCUUCACGUGCGCGGGCGAAUCUGCAAGACGAACACUGUCUCCAACACAGCCUUCCGUGGAUUCGGUGGACCACAGGGUCUUUUCUUCGCUGAAUCGUAUAUCUCCGAGAUUGCCGAUCAUCUCAAUAUAUCGCCUGAGCGCAUGCGUGAGAUCAACAUGUACCAGCCCGGUGAAAAGACGCAUUUCAAUCAGGAGCUGAAGGAUUGGUACGUACCCUUGAUGUACAAGCAGGUGCUGGAAGAGAGCAACUACAUGGAGCGACGUAAGGCCGUCGAAGAGUACAACGAAAAGCACAAGUGGUCCAAGCGCGGCAUGGCAAUCGUGCCUACCAAGUUUGGAAUUUCCUUCACCGCGCUCUUCUUGAACCAGGCCGGCGCUCUGGUUCAUAUCUACCACGAUGGAAGCGUCCUUGUAGCCCACGGCGGUGUAGAGAUGGGUCAAGGACUACACACCAAGAUGACCAUGAUCGCCGCUGAAGCCCUUGGCGUACCUCAAGACAACGUGUUCAUCGCUGAGACAGCCACCAACACCGUGGCCAACACUUCGUCAACGGCAGCAUCAGCAAGCUCUGACCUGAACGGAUACGCCAUAUUCAACGCCUGCGAGCAACUCAACGAAAGACUUCGCCCCUUCCGCGAAACAAUGCCAGAAGCCACUAUGGCGGAACUGGCGCACGCAGCCUACUUCGCUCGAGUCAAUCUCUCCGCCCAAGGUUACUACCGCACCCCAGACAUCGGGUAUGUCUGGGGAGAAAACUCCGGCCAGAUGUUCUUCUACUUCACACAAGGAAUCACCGCUGCCGAAGUUCAAAUCGACACUCUAACAGGAGACUGGACCCCACUUCGCGCCGACAUCAAGAUGGACGUUGGCCGCACCAUCAAUCCAUCUAUUGACUACGGCCAGAUCGAGGGCGCCUACGUCCAGGGUCAAGGUCUCUUCACGACCGAAGAAAGUCUAUGGCAUCGUGCCUCGGGCCAGAUCUUUACCCGCGGACCGGGCAACUACAAGAUCCCUGGCUUCCGCGACAUCCCUCAAGUCUUCAACGUGAGUCUCCUGAAAGAUGUCGAGUGGGAGAAUCUGCGCACUAUUCAGCGUUCCCGUGGUAUUGGUGAGCCGCCCUUGUUCAUGGGCAGUGCGGUGUUUUUCGCUAUUCGGGAUGCUCUAAAGGCUGCGCGGAAGCAGUGGGGUGUGGAAGAGGUGUUAAGUUUGAUUAGCCCUGCUACACCUGAACGUAUUCGGAUUAGCUGUGCUGAUCCGAUUAUCGAGCGAGCGAGGGUUACACCCAAGGAAGGGGAGCAGAGUUUCUUUGUGGCUAUUUAG
Messenger RNA from Penicillium diatomitis, 4089 nucleotides. RefSeq names its product putative xanthine dehydrogenase HxA. Bases 1 to 4089 code for a protein of 1362 amino acids. Lineage: Eukaryota; Fungi; Ascomycota; Eurotiomycetes; Eurotiales; Aspergillaceae. Gene Ontology annotation, molecular function: iron ion binding; FAD binding; 2 iron, 2 sulfur cluster binding. The record is from RefSeq and is a predicted model, not a curated record. The transcript is spliced from 4 exons.